AAAAUUCUUUUUUUUCAGGGCAGCUUCGUUUCAAGUUUUUUGGGAAAUGUUUAAUUAAUUUUUUUUACAGAAAAUCAAAAUAAUAUUAAAUUAAAACUGAAUUAAAUUUAAUAAAAAUGGUUAACAAAUCACCUACCAAGGCUGUAAACCUUGAUGAUUUGGUUCGAUCUGUAUCUUUGCACAUAAUAAAUCCAAUUUACUUGAGCGGUGUUGUCUUUCCAUUCCUUGCAAUUUAUAUUACCUUCUUUUACCUUUGGAUUUAUGUGUACGGAGUUGAUGAACACUAUGAAGCCGGUCUCAUUACAUUUGCCGUUUUGGUAUUCUCACAUAUCCUCGCUUUCCUUUGCUGUUUUUGGAGUGUUCAUGUCUUGACAUUCCUUAAUUUCCGAAAAGUUAAAAAUCCACGUACGGGUGUAGUUGCCAAAGUUGUGCCCACACAAAACAAUGGCUCAUCCGAAAUGGUACGCAUCCAACAAACUGUCAUGAAUGAGUCCACAAAAGAGUCUGUCUAUUGGUUCUCAUUCCAAAAGACCAAAUACAUUUGGGAUGAAGAGAAGGCAACUUUUAAAUCAGUUGAAUAUCCAGUUAAUAAGCUUUUGAAAGAAUAUGUUGGCUCGAGAGGAUUGGAAAAUGAUGCCGCAGUUCGAUUGGCUGAAAAAACUUACGGCGCCAAUCAGAUGGAAAUGGUCAUACCAGAAUUUCAUCAGUUGUUUAUUGAACGUGCAACUGCACCGUUUUUUGUCUUUCAAGUUGUUUCAGUUGGAUUGUGGUGUCUGGAUGAGUAUUGGUAUUUUUCGGUAUUUACCUUGUUUAUGUUGAUUGUUUUUGAGUGGACUUUGGUACAACAACAAUUGAGAAAUAUGUCGGAGAUAAGGAAAAUGGGAAAUAAACCGUAUUUGAUUUAUGUAUUGAGGAAUAAUAAAUGGAGACAGGUUGUGUCGGAUCAAUUGGUGCCAGGUGAUGUGGUGUCAUUGACUAGAUCUCAAAAUGAUAAUAUUGUGCCAUGUGAUUUGGUUAUGUUGCGUGGUUCAUGUAUUGUUGAUGAGAGUAUGCUUACAGGUGAAUCGGUCCCACAGAUGAAAGAAUCUCUAGAAGCCGUACAAGAUCUUAACAGAGAACUUGAUCCAGAGGGUGAAGGAAAACUAUUUACCUUGUUUGGAGGCACCAAAAUAGUCCAGCAUACACCACCUACAAAAGAUGGUACCCGUGCUCCAGAUAAUGGAUGUAUUGGAUGUGUAAUCCGCAACGGCUUCAACACUUCUCAGGGAAAACUUUUACGCACUAUUUUAUUCGGUGUGAAACGUGUCACCGAAAAUAGCUGGGAAACAUUUGCAUUUAUAGUGUUUUUGAUGAUAUUUGCCAUAGCUGCUGCCUCGUAUGUAUGGAUGAAAGGAACCGAAGAUCCAGAACGAAAUCGUUACAAGUUAUUCCUCGAGUGCACUUUAAUUUUAACUUCUAUCAUACCACCUGAUCUACCAAUUGAACUUACGCUCGCUGUAAAUAAUUCUUUAAUGCAACUAUCCAAGUUGUAUGUAUUCUGUACAGAACCAUUCAGGAUUCCAUUUGCUGGAAAAGUACAAAUUUGCUGCUUUGAUAAAACUGGAACUUUAACCAGUGAUAAUUUGAUGGUUGAAGGUGUAGCUGGACUUGAAAAUAAUUCAAGUAUUGUGCCGAUAUUUUCUGCAGGUGAUGCAACUGUUAAUGUAAUAGCUGCUUGUCAUUCACUUAGUCAAAUGGACGAUGGAUUAGUUGGUGAUCCAUUAGAAAAAGCAAUGCUAACGGCAAUUGAUUGGGUUCUGACGAAAAAUGAAGUUGUCGUUCCCAAACGAGGAAAAUUGAAGCCACUUAAAAUCUAUCAAAGAUUUCAUUUUUCAUCGGCACUUAAGAGAAUGUCAGUUCUUGCUGGUCAUUUAAUGCCAUCGUCAAGUGAAGUUUCAUAUAUUGGUACUGUUAAAGGAGCACCCGAAGUUAUAAUGACCAUGUUGAAAAAUGUUCCAGAAAAUUACAAAAAAACUUACAUUGAGUAUUCCAGAAGUGGAGCACGUGUCCUAGCAUUAGGUAUCAAAGAGUUUGGAUGUUUAGAUGCAGCUGCCGUUCGUGAUAUCAAACGUGAAGACGUAGAAUGCGAUUUAACAUUUGCCGGAUUUGUCAUAGUCUCUUGUCCAAUGAAACCUGAUUCGAAAAUUGUCAUUAAAGAACUUAUACAAUCAUCUCACAAGGUUGUAAUGAUAACUGGGGACAAUCCGCUUACAGCUUGUCACGUUGCCAAAGAACUACGAUUCACCAGAAAGCAACUUCUAGUAUUAACUCCAACAGACAAAGAGAAAUGGCAAUGGCUAUCAAUUGAUGAACAAAUCAAUCGUUCAAUUGAAGACAACUACAAACAGAUUUUGAAAGAGUUUGAUUUGUGUAUCACUGGGGAAGGCCUUCAGUACCUGAAUGAGAAUGAACACAGUUAUAUGCUUAAGAUCUUACCUUAUAUCACUGUGUGUGCAAGAUUUGCUCCCAAACAAAAAGAAUUCAUUGUAACAACUCUGAAACAGCAAGGAUACUACACACUUAUGUGUGGAGAUGGUACAAACGAUGUCGGAGCACUAAAACAUGCACAUGUUGGUGUAUCACUACUUAGCAAUAUGCCAGUAGUUAAAUCGAAAAAAUCAAGAGAAGCAGUGGAGAAUGUGGGUCCAUCAGCACCUGCUCAUCCAAGUUCAAGAGGUCCAAGGCAGCAUAAUGCCGCAAUUCAAGAAAGACAAAAUCUAACUCCACGCGAACGGGCACUUUUACGCCACCGAGAAAAUCUGAGCGCCACUCAAGAAAAUCUUCAGCGUGUACUUCGCGAAGUAGAAGAAGAGACAGUACAAGUUGUUAAAUUGGGUGAUGCAAGCAUUGCAGCACCUUUCACGAGUAAAUCUUGUUCGAUUGCUUGUGUCAAUCAUAUCAUCAAGCAGGGUCGUUGCACUCUCGUCACAACACUACAAAUGUUCAAGAUUCUUGCACUUAAUGCCCUCAUUUCAGCUUAUUGUCAAUCUGUGCUCUACAUUGAUGGUGUAAAAUUCAGUGAUACACAAGCCACAUUGCAGGGUUUCUUCAUAGCUGCCUGCUUUUUAUUCAUUACGCGGUCCAAGCCCUUAAGAACUCUUUCGAAAACGGCCCCUUUGCCGAAUAUUUUUAACUUUUAUACCGUUUCGACUAUUCUUUUACAAUUUGCGGUUCAUUUUACCGCCUUAUAUUAUCUAACAAUGGAAGCGACAGCUAGAGCUCCACCAAGGGAAGGUAAAAUCAAGCUGGAUAUUGAUUUGGACCCAGAAGAUAAGAAAGAAUUUGUACCAAAUAUUAUCAACAGUACUGUCUAUAUCAUUUGUCUAGCUCUUCAGAUAUCAACUUUUGCAGUUAAUUACAAGGGUCAUCCAUUUAUGGAAAGCCUACGAGAAAAUCGUCUUUUGAUCACAUCCAUAUUAGCAUCAGCCGCCCUUGUAGUUCUGCUGACAUUAGGACUUUCUACAGAUCUAACUUAUACAUUCGAAAUAAUCGAUUUCCCCGAAGAUUUCCGAAAGAUAUUAAUUUGCGUGCUAAUUGCUGAUACAGUAUCAGCUUAUGCCGUUGACAGAAUAUGUUCAUUCCUGUUCGGAGAAACUCGACGAAAAUCUAAACUACUUAGCUUUUAGUUUAAAAAAAAAACAUUAUUUUGUUGUUUUUUUUUUUCUAGCCUGCUUUUCACUUAAGAUAAUUAUAAAUCAAUUAUAACUAAUUUUUUUUUUAUAUUCUUAGAUGUGUUAACUUAGAUCAGUUAAAAUAAUUAAUUUAUUUUUCUGUAAAUUAUAAACGUCUUAAAAUUGAUUCGGUAAAAAAAAAAAAACAAUAUGUGAAGGUUAAAUAAACUCUUAAACGCAGUGUCAAAUAUUUA
Episyrphus balteatus (marmalade hoverfly) is the source of this 3904-nucleotide messenger RNA. Its product is annotated as endoplasmic reticulum transmembrane helix translocase. Gene Ontology annotation, molecular function: ATP binding; ATP hydrolysis activity; P-type ion transporter activity. NCBI's taxonomy places the organism in Eukaryota, Metazoa, Arthropoda, Insecta, Diptera, Syrphidae. The transcript is spliced from 7 exons. The coding region runs from base 117 to 3665 and encodes 1182 amino acids. Gene Ontology annotation, biological process: intracellular calcium ion homeostasis. Gene Ontology annotation, cellular component: endoplasmic reticulum membrane. The record is from RefSeq and is a predicted model, not a curated record.